AUGAAGACUGCACUCACCUUUGUCACCCUCUCUCUCGUCCUCUUCAUCGCUUGGUGCAGCGCCAAACCCAAACUCCUCUCCGAUAAAAUGCAUCACAUGGAUGUGCACAUGUCGAGUGGAAGGCAUGAGAAAGUAGUGUAUGAAGCAGAUGAGCAGAAGGAUGUAGAAGGCAAGGACGUCGACAUCACAGGCGGCAAGCGGGGGCAACUACCUUCUAUUCUUCACACAAUAAACUCUUUACCCCGUCGACUUAAUCCCCACCACGUGCAAUGGCCUGUCAGCUCUGCGCCUCACUACGAUGAUUCAACUAGGUCGACGGAGAAGUAA
This is a messenger RNA of Echinococcus granulosus, 327 nucleotides long. RefSeq lists its product as hypothetical. The record is from RefSeq and is a predicted model, not a curated record. Lineage: Eukaryota; Metazoa; Platyhelminthes; Cestoda; Cyclophyllidea; Taeniidae. Bases 1 to 327 code for a protein of 108 amino acids. The transcript has 2 exons.